GAAAAUUAACUUUAUAGACCCAAAAGGUCACAGCGUUGCUACCCAGCCAUCAGCGAGAGAUACCACCUGACCUCCUGAGCUUUGCUGCUCUUGAAGACCCUCGUAUAAGAGUUCCGAUCUGCAACAUCCGGUCCUAGGGUUUCUCUAAUACAUCACAAAUCAGGAGCAAAAAUGGCGAUGGCUGCGCUGAGACGAGAGGGGAGGCGUUUCGCCCCCCUGAUCUCUCCCCAACCAAUCACCGCCGCUCGAUCCUCUGUCAUCUCAGGGGAGCAGGCACCUCUGGGAGUGCGCUCAAUUUCAACCCAAAUUGUCAGAAACCGGAUGAAAAGUGUGAAGAAUAUCCAGAAAAUUACGAAAGCAAUGAAAAUGGUUGCAGCCUCAAAGCUGAGAGCAAUUCAAGUUAGAGCUGAAAACUCACGUGGCCUGUGGCAGCCAUUUACCGCUCUUCUUGGAGACACUCCCAGUGUUGAUGUGAAGAAGAAUGUUAUUAUUACCAUUUCUUCAGACAAAGGUCUCUGUGGUGGAAUCAACUCUACAUCAGUCAAGACAAGCAAAGCUAUCUACAAGUUGACUUCUGGUCCUGACAAAGAAUCAAAAUAUGUUGUUUUGGGAGAAAAGGCAAAGGCCCAAUUGAUACGUGACUCAAAGAAGGACAUUGCGUUAUCCAUAGCUGAAUUGCAGAAGAAUCCUUUGAAUUACACCCAGGUCUCUGUUCUGGCAGAUGACAUUUUAAAGAAUGUGGAGUUUGAUGCUCUGAGGAUUGUCUUCAAUAAGUUCCAAUCGGUUGUCUCAUUUCUUCCAACUGUGGCAACCAUAUUAUCUCCUGAGGUUGUGGAGAGAGAGGCUGAAUCUGGGGGAAUGCUUGGUGACCUAGACUCUUAUGAGAUUGAAGGGGGUGAAACGAAGUCAGAAAUACUCCAGAAUCUGGCAGAGUUCCAAUUUUCUUGUGUCAUGUUCAAUGCGGUCUUGGAGAAUGCUUGCAGUGAGCAAGGAGCAAGAAUGUCUGCCAUGGAUAGCUCAAGCAGAAAUGCUGGAGACAUGCUUGAUCGUCUCACCCUUACUUAUAACAGAACUCGUCAAGCAUCCAUCACCACUGAAUUGAUUGAGAUUAUUUCUGGAGCAUCGGCACUUGAGGGCUAAUUGCAGAAAACCAACUUUUUAGUUGGUCAGACGGUGACGAAAUAAUAUUCAAAUGGAGGUUUUCCUUGAACUUUAUGGUGCUACCUUCAAGAGAGUUUGUUUUUGGUUAAGCUACUCUAAUAAUUACCCAGUGUCAAAUCUUCUUACUGGGAAUUAAAAAUCUUUUUUGGAAUGUUUUUAAUUGAUUUAUGAUUCUUUCCUUUUCA
This is a messenger RNA of Corylus avellana, 1346 nucleotides long. It is a transcript of the gene ATP3, whose product is annotated as gamma subunit of Mt ATP synthase. The record is from RefSeq and is a predicted model, not a curated record. Lineage: Eukaryota; Viridiplantae; Streptophyta; Magnoliopsida; Fagales; Betulaceae. Gene Ontology annotation, molecular function: proton-transporting ATP synthase activity, rotational mechanism. Gene Ontology annotation, biological process: proton motive force-driven ATP synthesis.